Molecule: messenger RNA, 2245 nt
Organism: Arabidopsis lyrata subsp. lyrata
Lineage: Eukaryota; Viridiplantae; Streptophyta; Magnoliopsida; Brassicales; Brassicaceae
Product: putative F-box/LRR-repeat protein At5g25860
Exons: 4
Coding region: 287-1696 (469 amino acids)
Molecular function (GO): protein binding
Source: RefSeq, a predicted model, not a curated record
AUUUAUGUUAGUCUAAUGAAGAGCCCAUCAAGCCCAAAUUCAGUACUUAUAAAGUUAUAAUCUUUGACAAAUUCGAGAAUUAAGAUUCGUCGUUAUCAUAAACCCAAACAACUUGGCAAAGUUCGUUUCGAGUCCCACGAUAUAUGUCGAAAGGGUACAACGAGUCAUCUUCGAAACACAACUUUUAGGGUUUACUUGCGGAAGAAUAUAGGAGAAACCCUAAAUGUUGCGAUUCUUCGAUUUCGCUUCUCGAGCUUAAUUUCAUCACUGGAAAUAAAGGGCUUGGAUGGAUCUCAUGGAUGCCAAAAAGGUGAAAUGUUGCUCGAGAGAUACAAUCAACUCGUUUCCAGAUGAGAUACUUGCUAAGAUCAUAUCAUUUCUUCCGACAAAACGAGCUGCUUCUACAUGUCUUGUCUCCAAAAGGUGGAGGAAUCUGUUUGCAUUGAUGUUUCAACUCUUUUCAUCUCAACAUCAUUUAGAUUUAGACUACUCAGAUUUAGUUUAUCCCGAGGAGGGUAAAAGAGAGAGGAAAGAUGUCGAGAAGAGCUUCGGGGAUUUUGUUGAUAAAACCCUUUCCAGUUACAAUUCCAUAAUAAAGAAACUCUCACUAAAAUGUCCUCGUAGUUGCCUUCAUACCGAAAUAGACCAAUGGCUAAGCCAUGCCCUGGAACGAGGAGGUGUCGUGGAUCUUGAUAUGCGUAUUCCAAUUGGUUUCACUCGUGUGCAAUCAAAGUGGCCUAGUGUUUUCACAAUCAAGACGCUGGUUAAGCUAACAUUAGAGAUAGAGCUCGGUCCAGAACGAAUAUCAUUUUAUCCACUAGUGUUUCUUCCAGUGCUAAAGAGUCUCUUUCUCCAUACAGCUUGGUAUACAUGCGAAGACUUGUGCUAUAAAAUGUUUCCAAUACUUGAGGAAUUAUCCUUACAACACUUACGUGGUCUUCCAGUUAAUUAUCCAACACUUAGAAGACAACGUAGAGAAAGUAAAGUAUACUAUAUAUCCCACAAAACCCUCAAGAGACUCACGUCUCACUACAAUAACAGUCUUGACAACUGUCGCCACAUGCGAUUCGACACACCGAGUCUUGUUUACCUCGACUACUCUGGUUUCGCUCCUACUUCCACUUCAACUGCCAAUUUCUUGGAUUCCCUCGUCGAAGCCAAACUAGAUGUUUUCUUGGAUUCCAAUUUACAUCACGAUGUUAAUUUGCGACAGACGGAUGAAGUUUUAGUGGAUCUAUCUACGAUCAUGAAUUGGAUGCGCAAUGUUAAGACCCUUUCCCUGUCUUCUCUUCUGCUUCUGUUAAGGUCUGAUAUGUAUUCAAGUUGUGGAGGAUUACCUUUCUUCUCAAACCUUGUUAAGCUUCAUUUUGAGAGUAAUACAGAAGAAGGUUGGGAUGUGCUUGGGCGUCUGCUCAACAAAUCUCCAAAGCUAGAAACUUUGGUGCUCAAGGGCUUGCACUGUGUAAGUAGUCAGGGACUCUGCAUUGAUCGAAAUGAAGUGAAGGUGUUGGAGAUACAUGGGUUUAGUGGACGUGAUAAAGAGGUCAGAGAAGUGACGUGCUUUCUGCGGGAAAUGCAGUUUCUUCAAGUGAUGAAAGUCGAAAUUGAUGCUGGUGAUAACAAGAAACUGCGACUCAUCAAUCACCUUCUUGCUCUGCCCAGACGUUCAUCUAAAUUACGGUUCAUGUUCUUGUAAGAUUCACAUUUCCUUCUAGAUUCACAUUUGUCUGAUCUUUGAGAUAUAUAUGAUGCAUGAUGUCUGCGGCAAAAACAUUUAAAAUAAAGUGGGCAAGAUGCAAAAUCAUUGGGCUGUGGAUAUGUGUGUUAUCUAUUUAGGCAAAGUGGUGCAGCGAAGUCACCAUCACCAUAGACGAUGCGAUCUCAUUACAAGCACUGCAAACGGCUCCUGAAUUGGAUGACAUUGUACAUCUAUCUUGACAUUGCAACAUACAUACAGCGUACUUGAAAACCACCGUAGAGCCGCUGACAUACAGUACAAUAGACUAAGUUAAAACCUAUGUUCAUCGUUUGGAAUAGUGUUUGGGAUGAAAAGGGUGGUUGAUCUCUAAGGGUGAUUCGGCGCAUUCCUUGUGGAGAUAGAACUUGCACUGAGGGAAAAUAGUACCCUUUUAUGUCAUUUUUAAGUUUCAGAGCAACCAAAACAAUCAAAUGGAAACACUGAAGGGUGUAAGAAAUAAUGGUGAAUACUGAAUAUGCAAUUUCUGUGGCUUAGAAGCUCAAUGAC